AUGUUGUCUCUGUCAAGCUACAAGAGUAUCACCAAGGUUUCCAACUCUAUUGGAAAUUUGAUAGACCUGCGGUACUUAAAUCUUUCUCACACUAGUAUUGAGAGGCUGCCAUCUGAAACAUGCAAGCUUUACCAUCUGCAGUUCUUGUUGUUGGCAGGUUGUAAAAGGCUCAUUGAAUUGCCGGAGGACAUGGGAAAAUUGGUUAAUCUAUACUACCUUGACGUUAGUAACACCGCAUUGAAGGAGAUGCCGGAGGACAUGGGAAAAUUGGUUAAUCUACGCCACCUUGACGUUAGUGAUACUGUAUUGAGGGAGAUGCCGAUUCAAAUAACCAAACUACAAAAUCUCAAAACUCUGUCCGACUUUUUGUCAGCAAACAUAUGA
This is a messenger RNA of Vicia villosa (hairy vetch), 384 nucleotides long. RefSeq lists its product as uncharacterized. The transcript has a single exon. The record is from RefSeq and is a predicted model, not a curated record. Gene Ontology annotation, molecular function: protein binding. The coding region runs from base 1 to 384 and encodes 127 amino acids. NCBI's taxonomy places the organism in Eukaryota, Viridiplantae, Streptophyta, Magnoliopsida, Fabales, Fabaceae.